Molecule: messenger RNA, 2688 nt
Organism: Verticillium alfalfae VaMs.102
Lineage: Eukaryota; Fungi; Ascomycota; Sordariomycetes; Glomerellales; Plectosphaerellaceae
Product: ethylene receptor
Exons: 2
Coding region: 1-2688 (895 amino acids)
Biological process (GO): phosphorelay signal transduction system; regulation of DNA-templated transcription; detection of visible light
Molecular function (GO): phosphorelay sensor kinase activity
Source: RefSeq, a predicted model, not a curated record
AUGUGCCGACUCGUUGGCGACACGGCUUCGCGCAACAUUGAACGCCUGUCGUACGCCUCGAGACUGCAGGCCCGCAAACUCAUUCACACGGCACCCUCUGAAAAGAGCCCUUCGGGCUACAUCGUCGCAUCCUCGGAUGAUCUGCUGACGCUCUUUGAUGCCGACUUUGGCAUGCUUUCUAUUCACGGCGAGACGAAGAUUCUCGGACCCGUCGAAGAGUCGUCGGAGCCGCUUGCCAUGCUGGAAUAUCUGCGCAUGCGCCACAUGUCGUCCGUCGUGACCACGCAGGACAUUCGCGAGGACUUCCCGGAUCUGCAUUACAAACCCGGCUUCGUCACGAUCGCCGGCCUGCUUUACGUGCCACUGAGCGUCGGGGGCACGGACUUUAUCGUCUUCUUCCGAAGGGGCCAGGUCAAAGAGGUCAAGUGGGCCGGAAACCCCUAUGAGAAGAUCCUCCGCGAAGGUACGGAGGCGUACCUGGAACCCAGGAAAAGCUUCAAGACGUGGCACGAGACGGUGGUCGGCAAGUGCAGAGACUGGACUGAAGAGCAGGUGGAAACCGCCGCCGUGCUGUGCCUCGUCUACGGCAAGUUCAUCGAGGUCUGGAGGCAGAAGGAGGCAGCGCUGCAGAGCAGCAAGCUGACAAAACUACUCUUGGCCAACUCGGCGCAUGAAGUCCGCACGCCGCUCAACGCAAUUAUCAACUACCUCGAGAUCGCCUUGGAGGGCUCCCUGGACCAAGAGACGCGCGACAAUCUGGCCAAGUCCCACUCGGCCUCCAAAUCACUCAUCUAUGUCAUUAACGACUUGCUCGACCUCACCAAGACGGAAGAGGGGCAGGAUCUGGUCAAAGACGAGAUUUUUGCCCUCUCCAGCUGCAUUCACGAAGCGACUGACCCCUUUAAAAAUGAGGCCAAGCGCAAGGCUAUCGAGUACGAAAUCAUCGAGGAUCCUGGCUUGCCAUCCUUUGUGUAUGGUGACAGCCGCAGGGUGAGACAGGCCAUCUCCAACGUGACAGCCAAUGCCGUUCAGCACACCGACUCGGGAAGUGUCAAGGUGGAAUUAUACGUGGCUGAGGUCCAAGAGCAACGAGUCCUGAUCGAGGUUCUGAUCCGGGAUACGGGAAGGGGCAUGAGCCCGAAGCAGCUCGAUGCGCUUUUCCGUGACCUGGAGCAGGUCAAUCCGGACAGCAGCAGGCAGUUGACUGCCGACGACGACUCCUCUUCGUCAGACAAGCGGACGUUGGGGCUGGGGCUUGCCUUGGUCGCUCGAAUUAUACGCAACAUGAACGGCCAACUGCGACUCAAGUCGGAGGAGGGCAAGGGGUCGACUUUUGUCAUGCAGUUGCCAUUUGAUAUACCAGACGAGUCACCUUCGCUUUCCGUAGGAUCUGGCCGGCAAAGCAAUCCCGUGCCCGACGCGAAUUCUGCAUCGGCCACGAAGCAACCCCAACAGCCCAGCGCAGGUGAGAUCGUCCUGGUCGACGGAGGGACAGCCUCGCACGCUGCCAAGUCCCCUGGCGAGACAGCCGGCCACGUCAUAGAGACGGGUAGUCUCAGGAGCCAGAUCAGUAGCCAUUUCAGCGGAGGCGGUAGUAAAGGCAGCCGCACGAGUGUUCACAGCUCCCUCAGUGAUGCGGAGAGACUCAUCGACGCAAUCCAGACCCCGCUGGGCAUUGGCGAGCAUGCCACGGGGUCUCCGUCUCGGAAACGAGCCGUCAAGGGACAUCGAGACGACUCCGGCGUCACGGGAACAGACGCCGCAUCGACAGCGCGAUCCGUGAGCCCUGCGACCACACGGCACAGCGACCCAAGGUCGCCAGGUGCAAUCGUCCUGCCCAGCCAGCCAACGGCCGGCUUUGUCGCUGUGAGAGACACCAAGACGCCGAUCCGACCGGUGAAAGUACCCGAUGAGUACUUUGACCAGCCUAAAGAGGCCCCUUCGUCAUCUCGGGUGCUCUACGAAAUUCCCGAGCCCGCGAAGCAGCAGCAGCCGCAGCCAGCGCCCUCCGAGACCGACACAACGACGAGCUCGUUUCUCAACCUGGACGGCACAAAGCUGCAGGUCUUGAUUGCAGAAGAUGAUCCCAUCAAUCUAAGGAUAUUGAGGAAACGACUUGAAAAGGCUGGCCACGAGGUGCACCAUGCAGUCAAUGGAGAGGAAUGCGCCUUGUCUUUUCGCGAAAAGUCCGAGACUUUUGACGUGGUGCUCAUGGAUAUGCAGAUGCCUAUUGUCGAUGGCCUGACAAGUACCAAGAUGAUACGGUCUUUUGAGCAAUCGCACGAGAAUUGUCGUCACUCAGCCCUAGCUGCUCAUAAUGGCAGGGUUCCCAUCUUUGCUGUAUCUGCUUCUUUGAUCGAACGCGAGAAGAAGACGUAUGCAGAUGCCGGAUUCGACGGCUGGAUUCUCAAACCCGUCGACUUUAAACGACUCCACACGCUGCUUCUCGGCAUCGUCGACGACAAUGUGCGUACGUCUUGCCUUUACCAGGAAGGAGAAUGGGAGCGUGGCGGCUGGUUCCACAGUCGGAGCUGCGAAGCGCGUGAGUCGGCAUCGGAUCAUGAUCAUGCCGAGGGGGUAGGGCUCGAAACACCUACAACCGAGGCCGAGGUUGCGGGUCGGGAUGAAGGGUUACCGGCUCCGGAAGAGGCACUCAAUGCGAACGGUCCUGAGACCACCGAGUCCUAA